Messenger RNA from Drosophila rhopaloa, 2182 nucleotides. RefSeq names its product peroxisomal multifunctional enzyme type 2 (gene Mfe2). Gene Ontology annotation, molecular function: oxidoreductase activity. The record is from RefSeq and is a predicted model, not a curated record. NCBI's taxonomy places the organism in Eukaryota, Metazoa, Arthropoda, Insecta, Diptera, Drosophilidae. The transcript is spliced from 3 exons. The coding region runs from base 233 to 2029 and encodes 598 amino acids.
UUAGUAAAUUAUCGGGAUACUCAGCGCAGGAGUGAACGAACGACUGUAAACUUAUCUGGGUAUCAAACAGUGAUGCACUUUGUACCUGUGAUAUUGGGGUAAUCUUUGCAUUCGGGCGCAUACCAACGUACAACCGUCGAGAACUUUCGCAGACGAGAGCGGUGCCGUAGCGACGACGACGAUUUGUGCAACGAAACCAGAUUUGAGUGUUCCCGAAACCCGAAACACGACAAUGUCCUCCUCCGAUGGAAAACUGCGUUACGAUGGCCGUGUGGCGGUGGUGACGGGAGCUGGCGCCGGACUGGGCCGGGAGUACGCCCUCCUGCUGGCGGAACGGGGCGCCAAGGUGGUGGUCAACGACCUGGGGGGCACCCACUCCGGCGAGGGCGCCUCGCAGCGGGCCGCCGACAUUGUGGUGGAGGAGAUCCGGAAGGCCGGCGGUGAGGCGGUGGCCGACUACAACUCCGUGAUCGAGGGGGCAAAGGUCAUCGAGACGGCGGUGAACGCCUUCGGACGCGUGGACAUCCUGGUCAACAACGCCGGCAUCCUGCGCGACCGCAGCCUGGUGAAGACCAGCGAACAGGACUGGAACCUGGUCAACGACGUCCAUCUGAAGGGCAGCUUCAAGUGCACCCAGGCCGCAUUCGCGCACAUGAAGAAGCAGAACUACGGCCGCAUCAUCAUGACCUCGUCCAACUCGGGCAUCUACGGCAACUUUGGCCAGGCCAACUACUCGGCGGCAAAGAUGGGCCUCGUCGGCCUGGCCAACACGGUGGCCAUCGAGGGCGCCCGCAACAACAUCCUGUGCAACGUCAUCGUGCCCACGGCCGCCAGCCGCAUGACCGAGGGCAUCCUCCCCGACAUCCUCUUCAACGAGCUGAAGCCCAAGCUGAUCGCCCCCGUGGUGGCCUACCUGUGCCACGAGUCCUGCGAGGACAAUGGCAGUUAUAUCGAGAGCGCCGCCGGCUGGGCCACCAAGGUGCACACUGUGCGAGGCCAGGGCGCCGUGCUGCGCCCCACGCUGGACGAGCCCGUGACCAUUGAGUACGUGAAGGAUGUGUGGUCGAAGGUGACGGACAUGUCCAAGGCCAAGCACUUGGGCGCCAUCGCAGAGGCCUCCGGCACCCUGCUGGAAGUGCUGGAGAAGCUGAAGGCGGGCGGCGGCGACGCCGUGGAGGACACCUUCGAGUUCAACAGCAAGGCGCUCAUCACCUACGCCCUGGGCAUCGGGGCAUCUAUCAAAAACGCCAAGGACAUGCGCUUCCUGUAUGAGAACGAUGCCGACUUCGCCGCCAUUCCAUCGUUCUUCGUUUUGCCCGGCCUCCUGCUGGCCAUGUCCACCGACAAGCUGAUCAGCAAGGCCCUGCCCAACACCCAGGUUGAUUUCUCCAACAUUCUGCACGGCGAGCAGUACCUGGAGAUCGUCGACGACCUGCCCACCAGCGGCACUCUGCUGACCAGCGGCAAGGUGUUCGAUGUGAUGGACAAGGGAUCCGGCGCCGUGGUCGUCACCAAUACCGACUCAUAUGACGAGAGCGGCCGUCUGUUGGUGCGCAACCAGAGCAGCACGUUCGUGGUCGGCGCUGGCAAAUUCGGCGGCAAGAAGGAGCCCAUCGCCGGAGUCGUUCCGCUCCAGCCGGCACCCAGUCGCCAGCCGGACGCAACCAUUCAGUACGUCACGAGCGAGGACCAGGCGGCGCUCUACCGCCUCUCCGGCGACAGUAACCCCCUGCACAUCGAUCCCCAGAUGGCCCUGUUGGCCGGAUUUAAGACACCUAUUCUACAUGGACUCUGCACACUGGGCUUCUCCGUACGCGCCGUUCUUUCGCAGUUCGCGGACAAUAACCCGGCCAUAUUUAAGGCCGUCAAAGUCCGUUUCUCCGGACCCGUGAUUCCAGGCCAGAGCCUGCGCGUGGACAUGUGGAAGCAGGGCACCCGCAUCAACUUCCGCACUGUCGUUGUGGAGACUGGAAAGGAGGUCAUAUCCGGCGCCUACGUGGACCUCAAGAGCGCACCGGCCAAGCUGUAAGAUGACCCCUCUGUAUCGCGUCCGAUAACUAUGUACAUAUAGUAAAAUGUUCAUACUUAUGCUAUUGUUUAAACACCCGUGGUGAAAGAAGUAUUUUUUGUAAAACGUUUUAAUAUUCCAAAUAAACUUGACCUGACAAUUAUAAAACACCAA